UAGUGAUCCUGAUGGAUCCGUCACUUCUUUGCUCAGAUGACCAAAGACCUCUAACUGUCACAGAGAGUCAAACAGAAGAUUUGGAUUCUGUUUCUAAGAGUCCUACAGUCAACAUAUUGUCUGCACAUGAACCAGAAACAGAGACUGAGUCUGAUCUCUCAGACACCCCUGAGAGAAACACUAACCCAGAUAGUUUGAAGUCUUUAAUGCCAAAUUGUUUGUCACUUUGCUCAGAGCCUUCACCAAAGGAUGAUGAUUUCAGGGUUCACUGCUGUUUGGAUUCAUCAGAACCUACAUUACCUCUUCUACCUCAGCUCUCUCAUGACCUUAUUUCAUCCAGAUCAGAAACUUUCAAGUUUUUUGUCCAACAUGAGCUAUCACCCUCUUUUCCUGAAUCUUUUGGGGCUGUGUCAUCAUCAUCUGAGGGUUUGAUGGAUCCGUCUUUCACUGAGCUCGUCUCCACGUGCAGCUCCAGCCCUGAUCACAGUGAAGCCAUUUCUUUAUUUAGGUCAUUAAGGCCCCAGUCAGAUAGCUUAGACAGUGAUAAAAUAGCAGCACCUAUGCCAGACCUUUACAUCUUUGAAAGUGACACACAAGACUUCAUCCUGAGCCCAACUUUAGAACCCCAUCAGAUUAAAUGUCCUGAAUACCAGCCAUUGGCUCAAUCAGGAGGGGAAAAGGCAAACCAUGAGUGUGAUGCACAUGUCCUGAUGUGUGAUUCAGGAGACAUUGUGACACAAUGUCAUCACAGCUCUGGUGAGGAGUGUGUUACAGAGAGCAAUGAGUCAGACAUGAGACAACACGCAGGGUUAAUACCACCUGCCUCGGAUGCCUGGGAAGUUGACAUGGUGUCGGUAAGUGAUGUGAGGCAAGUAAGGCAAAGGAAAGAAGAGGUCACCGGUUUAACCCUUCAGCUACAGCGCAGCGACAGCCCUGUGGAGCUCUGGCUGGAUGCAUGCCAGUAUCUGGCAGGUGAGGAUACAGAUGAACAGGAUGUUUUGGACAAGACAAGACCCUCUGUGAUGCAAGGAGGCUUCUCAGCUACCACUGACUUAUCUUUUCCUCCAGGAGGAUCAGAUUACAGCCCUGAUGGUAGCGAAGGGAUUGGCUGGUCCAGUGAUGACACCAGAGGUUGGGGGCCACCGGUUCAAAGAUGGUCAUCGGUGGACAGCUGGGCCAGUGCUCUCUCAGACUGGACUGGGAUCAUCGCAGCUCCACCCGAGGACAUCACUGCUGCCUUUGCAGAGAUAGGGGCUGAGAUAGAUGCUCUGACACAGGCACUAGCAGACGUGAAUAUAGAAGCAACGACGUUGAAGGAAGGACAGAGUCUAGAGACCGCAGCGCAGGCACAAUCACCGCCUAUCAUGGGUGUCCAGGAUCAGCCUCUAAAGGCACAAAACAUCCCAGAGAGCUCCAUCCACUCCGGGCAGAGCUGUCUGUCUUUGUGCUUCGAAGCUGCAGGACCUGCACUUCGUGACAGAGAGAGCUCCCAGAGUGUUGAAUCCUUGUGUGAUUCAGCACCUACCACACAAGGAGAAAGGGAGAGAGAGGAAUUCCUGAGUUGCCAAGCAGAGGGCUGUCUAUGUGCACCUCCCCAGCAUUCAUCCAUAGGUUCGCAUGGUGCCACGGUGGUGUCUCCUCGAUGUGCUGUCAGACUGACGCCUGGAUCUACUUCUGCUGAUUUGGACUUUUCCCAGUUUCUCAAGUCCUUGGAGACAGACAUUUUCAUGAGCAAUGAAGAAGAGCCGAUUAUUCUGAGUAUAAUAGAAGAUACUGAUUUGGAUGCUCCUGCAGAGCUAGUAAUUGAGGAGGUAAGAUGGCUUAUAGAUAUAUAUUCGUUAGCAUCUCUUGGAUUGGUUGUUCAGCUUGAAGCAUGAAUUGUGAUUAGAUAUUUUGCAACUAAAUUCAGGGACAGCAUGCAUUUGCUUUCUUGUGUCUGUGUAUACCUGCCAGUCUGCACAUCACAAACACACACCACUUAUAUUAAAGUGUGUGAGAGGCAAAGAGUGAGAACGUGCACUGGAAAGUUUCACCCUUCACACAAUGAUACUCCUCGCGCCGCUGGCCAACAGAUAAAUCAGUCAUGUGCUUUGGAAACACAGCCAGAACGUUAAGAGACAUUCCCGGUCUUGUCCUUGUCGGUGUUGUCAUACUUUUAGGAUUGGAAGCCAGUCAGGAGGUGCGUUUGAAUCUGAAAUCCGUGUCCAUCAUCACACGGGACUCACAAACAUUAUCGGCUUGCUUUGGAUGGGAGCCACUCCGUUUGCUCCCAGCCUUGAUUCUGUGUUAUUGGUUAAGUCCUCUGGCUCCCAUCUCAAAGAGCGACAGCUGUGGGUGCUGAAGGAAACAGGAGUGCUGGAGAGGAAAACUUCAGAUGGACAGAAAUGGCAUCUAAUAAUAACCGAGAGUUCAAUGAUAAUAGCAUGCAUCCAUGGCGUGUCAGGGUGGAGGGGUGAGAGGAGAGCACAGCUGAGGCCUGAAACAUGACCCCUCUUUGCUCUCUCUCUUUUCGUACGUGCCCUUAAACACACCCAUUCCGACCACAUCUCCUUUAAAAACUUGGGAUCGGGAUGCUGACAGGUCCUUGGGGCCUAGGAAACUGCUUUUGAUUGGCUUGGGUACGCAAAGAGUAGCAGGAGCUCCUGACUGUAACACUGACGCUAAAGUCGCAUGCAGGACAUAUGGACUGGUGGAUCGCAUAUAGGAGCAUGGUGUUCCUUAAACAUCUGCUGUGUGGCUCUUUAGACAGGUAUGUGUUGGAUUGAAGAAUGAAAAGAACCAGAUGUAGUCUUUAUAAUUCAAAAACUUUACUUAUCUGUUACUGAUAUUUAAGGUAGACCUUCAACCGUAUAUCUACCUAUUAACAGCCUUAUUUUGAAGUGUGGAAGAACAGAUAUUCUUGUCCGUACAUUGCUUAGUCUCAGAAAUGAACAAUUUCCUCAACUCAACUAACAUUUUCAUCACUAUUUGUACAUUUUCAUCCUCAGCGCUUUGGAGAUGGAUUGUGUAAAGUGACAGAUGACAGUGUCCCCCAGCCUGCCUCCGUUGCCGAGCAGGAAGCUAAACGGAGCUUUGGGCAAGCUGAAGUUGAAGGAAACAAACCUACGACAGAUCCUAAUCUCCUCUCCACACACACUCUAAUAAACUCACAUGUGCCAGGUGUGGACAUACAACCUGGCCGUCAUAUUAAUGUUCACACACACGUGUCGUUUGACUCUUUGCCAGACCUUGAUGGAGCAUGUCAGGUGGAGCCACAGUGGGGUAGUCCUAAGUUUAUUAUGCCCUUAGCGCCGCUCUGUUUUGGCUCCUCCCUCAUAUGUCGGGCAAACUGCAGCUUGGAAGGAGAUCAGACUGGUGAUAAAAGGUCUCUCAAUGACAACAGAGACCUCAUUUGUGAUCACUUACAACACUGCGGUCAGUGGCCGACCCCGGAUGGAAUUACUGACAAACCAUCUCUGGAAGGUGAUGAGGAGUUGAUUCACAACAAGGAGAAUACAGUAAACACUGCUGAGGAAUCUUCACCAGACGAACGACCAGGCUUGACCAGCGACACUGAAGAAUGCACUGCAAGAGAAUCAUUUACUGAGGAUAUUAAUGAUCCGAGUAGAGAACUAGCAAAUUUCAGUGUUUUCCCAUCAGAUCCUUUCUUUAUUUCAGAGGAGAAACGCAUUGCCUACAUCACUUUAGAUAUAAAUGACCCAUUUGUCCCAAGGCCUGCAAAACCCAUCACACAACCUGAGAUAAACUGGAAAACAACUGAGAAGAUGCCUCAUAAAACGCGCUCCAAAAAGGACAAAGCUGGUCAUCACCAUGGAGCACCAGCUUCCAAAAAACAAGAGGGUAUAUCCCACCAUGUUCCCAACCAGCAGGCCUGCAAACAGCAAGAAACUCACCCUCCUGCUGUAGAAAACCACACCAGCGAGAACACUAUAGCUGGGCUGGAGGCCAAGGAGGCUAAAUUGGUGAUCGAGACUGGUGUGGCGACUGAGAAGAGCACAAGCAAGUCACAUGGACACAAGAAGAAGAAGAAACACAGCCAGAAUGCAACAUCAGUAAUAAGUGGAGGAGAGCCACUGACUGAAGUGGAGAAUGGAGCAAAACCAAAGACUGCAAAAGGAAGGAUUGAUAUGUUUGAGGCCAAGCUGGGUGCCAAAGCUGGAAAAGCUUCAAAGGACUGCAUUCAGUCAGACGCUGCUGAGAAGAAGCUGCAACAGCCAGACGCUAAAGCAUCACAGGGAGGAAGACAGAAUCACACAGAUCAUGAAGACCGCCAACCUAAAAACUUCACCAGUCCUCUGAAUGAUGAUGUUGUUAAAAGGAGACGCCUGUCAGAGGAAAAGUUUGGGAAGAUUGUCAGCGUUUUGGAGGCUAAACUUCCAAAGUCAGAUGUUUCAGUGAAGGCAAAAUUAGAGGAGCUCAAGGCAGAUGUCGGAGCAUCUCGUAAGAAGGCCUACAGUGAAGUGGUCAAACAGAAAAUCCCACACAAAGAAGACCUGAAGGUGGUGCAGCCGAUCCAGGCAGCGUCUGUGAGUGGAGACCCCCAGAGUCUGUGCUUGUGGUGUCAGUUCGCUGCCGUCUUCUCUGAUUACACCGUGACUUGGAGCAGAGAGGGAACUGUCCUGGCAGAGAUCAAGAGAAGUGCAGGGGACGAGAGCAGAGUGUCACUGACCAUCACCAACGCUACGAACAAACAUCUGGGCAAGUACCAGUGUCGUCUCAGCAGCUUACAUGGAUCAGUCAGCCUGGACUACCUGCUCACAUAUGAAGUGCUCAGUGAGAUUGUCAUCCCUCCAUCUCCAAAGACUAUUACAGUCGCCCCUGUAGAGGUGAGCUGUGAGGAAGAGGACGUCCACUGUUCCAGGCUGAUGUUCAAAGAGGAUUUUCUAUCCGACCAGUACUUUGGAGAGAACCAUCCCAUCAGCAUAAUCACGGAAAAGGUCCACUUUGGGGAGGGGAUGCAUCGGCGGGCUUUCCGGACCAAGUUUCACGCGGGUCAGGUACCCCUGUUACUGCCAGGACACUCCUGUGUGCUCAAAGUACACAACGCCAUCAGCUACGGGACCAAGGACAACGAGGAGCUUGUUCAGAAGAACUUUACGCUGGCUGUGGAGGAGUGUCAGGUCCAGAACACAGCAAGAGAGUACAUCAAAGCGUACACUGCUGCAGCCCAGGCAGUUGAAGCCUUCGGUGACGUCCCAGAGAUCAUUCCCAUCUACCUGGUCCACCGUCCGUCCAAUGACAUCCCCUACGCCACGCUGGAAGAGGAGCUGAUUGGCGACUUUGUGAAGUAUUCAGUAAAGGACGGCAAAGAGAUCAACUUGAUGAGACGCGACUCAGAGGCAGGACAGAAAUGUUGUGCUUUCCAGCAUUGGGUCUACCACAAGACUGAGGGCAACCUGCUGGUUACUGACAUGCAAGGAGUGGGCAUGAGGCUUACUGAUGUGGGAAUAGCCACCUGUAAGAAAGGGUACAAGGGAUUCAAAGGAAACUGUGCCACCUCCUUUAUCGACCAGUUCAAAGCUUUACACCAGUGCAACAAGUACUGUGAAAUCUUAGGCCUCAUUUCCCUGCAGCCCAAACCAAAAAAGCCGAUCUCUGCUCCCAAACCCAAACCCCAACCGUCUGCUGCCCCCAAGAAGAAAACAUUUGGGCCGACACUCAAGGGCAAGUCAUAAUAGGAGGAGAACCUUGGACUAAAGGCUUUGCUAUUGAUUGAAAUUGGGACUUUCUUUGGUGAUUCUCUUCACUCUCUUUGGACCUUGUAAUGCAGGGAUUUGCUUGUCAAAGAGAACUAAGUUUGCAGCAGGACAGAUCAUAGAGGAGGAUGUCACACAACCAGCAGCUGUCGUUUCAUGCAGCAGUUUUCUUUAUUCAAAAGAUCUCUGUUUAUUUUAUUGAGGAUUUCACUUGAGUUUCUGCGUUGUAUUAUUUUCUUUAGUUCACCAGUUUUGGAGAAACUAUGACACUUUUAAGGAACACUUGAAAAUGAUGAGAAUGUUGAUGCGUUCGUCUACAGCGAUGAACUGUGAUGUCUUAGACUGCUUGAUUGAUGAGGUGCAAGGAUUUUUCUCUGCAGGCGGUUUCUUGUUUUUCUACUUGUGUGAUGUUUUCAAACUACCGGUUCAUUAAAUUAAUGGACUUGUUAAUUAAUUGAUUAGACGAAAUGUCUUUGAAGUAGGUCGUAUGAGUGGGUGUGUUUGGUUUGCAAGGUGGCAGAGUCAUUUGAUGAACAUAUACCCAGUGUAAUGUUUCAAUAUUGUAUUAUUUGUUCAUUUAGUUAAGCUACUAAGCUCAUGUUUAUAUUCUGGAAAGAAGACAAAGCCAUUUGUAUUCGUAAAACUCAUGUAAAGUAUCUUUUUGAAUGUAUUUAAUUUGAAAUGUGAAGAUUUUUGAUUUGUGAUUAUGUUAUCUGGAGCAUUUCUUCCUGUUACAUUGAUUUCAAAUGCCUGGCAUCAUUUCAAGAUAUCUAUAUGCAAAGGUUUUUAUGUAUGUGACAUGAAAGACCUGUGAAAAUGAACUAAAUAGGAGUCGAUUUCAUCUCAGUAGUAUUGAAGCUAUUCAACCUGCAGUCUCAGGCUGUUUUUAUUUAAUAAGUGUCUGUCUUGGUCUCACUGUUGCCUCUUGUUACCCAGUUUGCUGACGUGGAGCGACGGCCAGUGUGUCGCCAAAGAGAUGUUGCUGGUUGAAAAUGCUUUCUGAAUCUAAUUUGACUCAUAUUUUCAGUGUGGGGACAGAUAUCAUGACAGAUGGGAGGUGUGGAACGCAAAGAAGUGGCUGUUUUUGUACUCAGGGCUGGGACUGAAAUGUUAACAUCACGUGAUUUCAUUCUUAGAACUCUCACUCUACAGCAACAAGAAGCAAUAAACACUUUAUUUACAGCGUGCAUAAAGACAACUGUGGAAUCUUAAAACACAGCGGUACAAGGGUUUAAAUGAGAUGAGCUGUUGACAUGUUGAAAACGCUUUCAAGAAAUGGCAGCAGCAUGGAAAACAAAUGGGCUGACUGUUUUGAUCUGCACUUAAAGGUGAAAGCCUCCAGCAGCGAGUUAGCACCUCAGAUGCAAAACUAAGUGGGUCACACUGGGAGCCUAAACAUCACAUACGACAUAUCAACACAUAGUAGGUCUAUUUCCAUCUUCUGUCUGUCCUGCGGUGGUGUCU
This is a messenger RNA of Acanthochromis polyacanthus (spiny chromis), 7160 nucleotides long. It is a transcript of the gene alpk2, whose product is annotated as alpha-kinase 2. The transcript has 9 exons. Gene Ontology annotation, biological process: protein phosphorylation. NCBI's taxonomy places the organism in Eukaryota, Metazoa, Chordata, Actinopteri, Pomacentridae. Gene Ontology annotation, molecular function: protein serine/threonine kinase activity; ATP binding. Bases 3279 to 5675 code for a protein of 798 amino acids. The record is from RefSeq and is a predicted model, not a curated record.